GAUACCAAGAAAGGUUGAGCAGGAGGAAAACCCGAAAGUCGUAAACAUAACUUGUGUGGGUAGCUCCGUUGCAUAAUGAUAAUAAUUUACGUCUACCGUUUCCUAUCCUCGGUGGCAUUUAACAUUCCAAAACAUUCCUAAAAUAGGUGAACCAUCUUAUACCGCCGUUUGUCGAAGAUGCAGAAGGCUCGACUGCAUUACGGUGGGAGAAAUGGCGAGAGCAUUUCGAUGCGUAUUUGAUGUGGAAGGAUGUCGACGACCACGAAGAAAAAUUCAAAUCCUUGAUGUUGUUCGGUGGUCCGGAUGUCCGCAAAAUAAUAUCAAAAAUUCAAAUUGAUGAAGACCAUGUUUUGGGAAAUCGAUAUCAAAUAGCGACGCGAAUGCUCGACGAAUAUUUUGUCCCACGAAUGUCGAAAGCGUAUGAAAGGCAGAAGUUUCGUCAAAUGCUACCGGGCUCAAACGAGAAACUUGACACUUUUAUUAUUCGACUGAAAAAACAAGCGACCUACUGUGAUUUUGGUGACCAAACUGAUAACAUGCUAGUAGACCAGGUGAUUGCUACAACGAAAAAUAUACAACUUUGACGUAAAUUUCUGGAAAAAGAUUAUACGCUCGAUCAGGUGCUAACCUUAGGGCGCACACACGAGUCUGUUGAUCUGCAACUUGCUGCCUGGGAUACCGCAACGAAAUCAAAAAUGGAACCUGCUGAACUCAAAACUGAUCCUAUUAAUGAAUCCAUUCUUAAAGUCAACACCGGAAGAAAGUUUCAUGCUCGUACAAGAUGCACCCGAUGUGACAACCAACACUCAUCAAGCGAUCCGACCUGUCCAGCGAAGAUGCAGAAAUGUCGAAGCUGUGGAGUAGUUGGACACUUUGCACGAUGUUGUUUCCUAAAGAAGAAAAAGGCGAGGCCAACCGAAAACGCGGAAAUCCCCAAGAAGAAACGAUUCGUCCGUGAAGUACAUGAAACUGUCCCAGAAAAUAAUGAAGAUGAUGUUUUCGACCUAUUCCAUCUUGGCGGUAAACGAACAGCUAAAAUCGAUGUUGGAGGAGUACCUGUGGCGUUUGUAAUCGACACUGGUGCCGAUGAAGAUAUUCUGAGUGAAGAGGAUUGGCGUAUCCUGAAAAACGUUGGAUUCGAAGCAUAUACGAUCAAAAAGGGUAGCAGCAAAACCUUCAACAGUUAUGGCUCCAACAAACCGCUCACAGUGCUAGGAGAAGUUGAAACCGAUGUGAAGUACGAUGGCAAGACACGAAGAACUAAAUUCUUCGUAAUCCGUGAUGGAAGGUGCUCGCUUCUCUCCGGAAAUACAGCAGUCGAACUUGGAUUGUUGAAGUUCCUCUUCGAAGUCAAUGAUGGUGCAUUCCCUUGCAUAAAUGAUGGUCUAGAUGUCGAAAUCACAGCCACACCUCAAUCAAACAAGGAGCAACAAAAGAACCGGACAGCAAAUCAGAAACGAUCUAGUGAAGCUCCAAUAACAGAAGUGCAGAGAGCAACUGGAAGAAUAAAACGGAAACCAGCUCAUUUAGAUGAUUAUAAACUAUAUAAAUUAUAUUCAAACUAA
Messenger RNA from Armigeres subalbatus, 1565 nucleotides. RefSeq lists its product as uncharacterized. Lineage: Eukaryota; Metazoa; Arthropoda; Insecta; Diptera; Culicidae. The record is from RefSeq and is a predicted model, not a curated record. Gene Ontology annotation, biological process: proteolysis. Bases 696 to 1565 code for a protein of 289 amino acids. The transcript is spliced from 2 exons. Gene Ontology annotation, molecular function: aspartic-type endopeptidase activity.